CCCCACUCUAUAAAUAGACAACUACAAAACCCAUAAUAGUAAACAGAAAAACAAAAACAUAGCUAUUCACCCUUAAAAGAACAGAGCAAAAACAGAAUUAAGAAAACAGGGGCGAGUUUUAAACCAAAUUCAGAGAACACGAAAGAAGCAAUGGCAAGAAAACUAAGCAUGGUUUUAUUCGCAGCCUUUGCUGCGGUGGCUAUGUUCCAAAGCUCGGUGGUGGCCACGACCUACACCGUCGGAGAUUCCACCUCUUGGUCUAUCCCUUCUUCUCCUAAUGCUUACUCCACUUGGGCUGCCGGGAAAUCUUUCAAAGUUGGAGACAUUCUUGUGUUCAAUUUUAUGUCAGGUCAACACGAUGUGGCUGAGGUUACAAAGGCUAACUACGAUUCAUGCAGUGGUACCAACCCUAUUUCUCGUCAGACCUCUAGUCCGGUGAGCAUUACACUACAAAAAACCGGCGGCCAUUACUAUAUCUGCACCGUUCCCGGCCACUGUAACGCCGGUCAGAAGCUCGCAAUCAACGUCACAGGAGCUUCUUCUCCGGCACCUCAACCGGCCAGGUCUCCUAGUCCUACACCAUCAUCUUCACCUUCUCCGGUUAUGUCGCCGAAUGUUGCUCCCCAACCCAGCUCUCCUUCACCAUCAUCUUCAUCAUCUCCUUCCCCUUCUCCGGUUCCAGUUCAGGGUCCGGCUUCGGCUCCACAGUCAUCCUCUCCUUCUCCGGUACCAUCUUCAAAUGAAGCUCCACAACCCUCAUCAUCUGCUUCUCCUCCAUCGACCAGCAUUCCCACCUCUCCUUCUCCAGAUUCCACAACUUCAUCCCCGCCGUCUCCGUCUACUACUGGCACCGCCAGUCCACCUGAAAACUCCGGUGCCGGUUCCCUCAGCGUUGUUGGCUUUUCUGCUACCAUUUUGACAGUUGUGGCUUUGGCUUUGUGAACUAACUAAAAUUAUAGUUUGGUUGAGACAUAAUGAUUCGAUGUCAUUGUUAUUUUUAUUAUGAUUAUGAUUGUUAUUAUUUUAUUUUUCUCUUGUGACAUUCUGAUUAUUACUGAAUAUACAGAUUGAUCGGUUUUAUGUA
Molecule: messenger RNA, 1084 nt
Organism: Cannabis sativa
Lineage: Eukaryota; Viridiplantae; Streptophyta; Magnoliopsida; Rosales; Cannabaceae
Product: cucumber peeling cupredoxin
Exons: 2
Coding region: 151-942 (263 amino acids)
Cellular component (GO): plasma membrane
Molecular function (GO): electron transfer activity
Source: RefSeq, a predicted model, not a curated record